UGACAGCACAGGAACAUGUGGUCAUGCAGCGGCCAAUGCCGAGCCUGGAGCAGGCGAUCAGCACUGUCAGAGUAGCAGCAGCAGCAGCAGUAGCAGCAGUGCUGGCACCAGAGAGGAACUCCGCCGUCCCCCCGCAGAAAGAAACCCCCCUAAAAGAGGCAGAGACAGAGAGAGGGAGGGAGAGGGAGAGAUUUGGUUACAGAGCAGAGGAGGAUGAGGAUGCAGUGGGAAGGGGAUGUUGCAGAGGAUGCUGCACGGAGGCAAACACAAACAGGACAAGCUGUGUGAUCCAGGUCUCAAGAUGUAGGAGCCGCAUCAGAGGAGCCCUCAGUCAGAGUGUGUGUGAACGCACCAUAACAUCAGGGGACUUGUGUUUCAAGGAUAGUGAAGGUGGAGAGGCGCAACCUGAGAAGACCUCCCCUCCACCUCCACAGAGGAUGACAAAUUAGUCCUUAUUCAGCAAGGAGCAAGAGCAUCACUCCGAGGAUCAGAUGUUGUCCACAGCUCAGCAGAUGCUGCAGGAUAGCCGCUCCAAGAUCGAGCUGAUCCGACUGCAGAUUAUCAAAGUCACCCAGGCUGGCAGCAGCAGCGGCGGCAGCGGCGGGGAUGGUGGCGGAAACCCCAACAGCUCCACUCAUGGAGGCAUCUCUCCGCUCGCCAUCAGUGCUGUGGAUGCUCGUUUGGCAGAGCUGCAGCACUACAUGCAGAGAGAGACAGACGCGUUGGUGCUGGCCAAGGAUGUGGUGAAGCAGCUGGAGGGAAUCUCAUCGCUGGACCAGAAGGCACUGGCUGAGGCUCAGUCCCGAGUGCAGGAGUCCUCCCAGAAGCUGGAUCUUCUGCGGCUUUCUCUGGAGAAAUGCAUGAAGGAAAAGAGCCAGGAGCCUCUACAAGAGCCUGAAGCGGGGAUCGACCCUUCAGAGGGAUCCUUGUCCCCCCACGGGUCCAGACCUGGAUGUCCACUGUCCACCUCCCCGUCCAUCUUCUCUAUCAGACCUGCCUCCUUGACUGGCAAACUUGAAGUCAGACUUCUUGGAUGUGAGAAUUUACUGACACCUCGAAUAAACCAAGAGCAGGAAAAUCAUCUGAGUGCAACUGAGGACGGCUCAGCUGCUGCUCACAAGACAGACGGAAACGCUGCGGAGAUCAGCGCGGUGCUCAGGCUGGACACCAGAGUGGUCGGCCAGACACGCUGUGCAGCCGUCAGCGGGCUGAACUGGGAUCAGACGUUCUGCAUCCAGCUGGAGAGGUCUCGGGAGCUGGAGGUCUGUGUCUUCUGGCGGGACCGGAGGGCGAUGUGUGCCGUCAAGUUCCUGCGACUAGAGGAGAUGAUGGACAACCCGAGCCACGACCAGGAGUUCAGUCUGGAGCCGCAGGGCCGCCUCUACGCCAAGCUUCAGUUCAUCGACACUGUUGUUGAGCGGCAGCCGAAACUGAGACGUCAGCGAUGUAUCUUUACUAAAGAGCGAGGGAAGAACUUCCUCCGGGCGGCUCAGAUGAACAUGAACUUUGCCACGUGGGGUCACCUGAUGAUGAGCAUCCUCCCUCGCUACAGCUCAUUCACCACAUUCAGCUCAACUCUCUCCACGACCCCCGACCUGGUGGCCAACAACACGUCGCGUCCCACCGAGAAGGAGCCUCAAACCACCUCUCCACUGCCAAGCGAAGCUCCAGAAAUCAGACUCAGCGUCACAGAGGAUCAGCCGUCUCCCACCAGCCUCGACCUGGGAGACAACACUCCCACCAUCAUCACCACGGCACACAAAACAUCAUCUCUGACUGCAACUCAAGAAACGCUGUCGUCCAUAAACAACACAGAAGGAAGUGAAGACCAGCCUGUAUCUGCUCUGAAGAUGCAAAUGGACGAUUUUAAAUAUAUGUCAGUUCUGGGCAGAGGACACUUUGGGAAGGUCCUGCUGGCAGAGUUUAAGAAGACAGGAAGACUGUACGCCAUCAAAGCCUUGAAGAAAAGAGACAUUGUGACUCGAGAUGAAGUGGACAGCCUUAUGAGUGAGAAGAGGAUCUUUGAGAUGAUCAACGCUUCCAGACAUCCGUUCCUGGUGAACCUCCACGGCUGCUUCCAGACCAGCGACCACGUCUGCUUUGUCAUGGAGUAUUUACCAGGCGGCGACCUCAUGAUCCACAUCCACAACAACGUCUUCACCGAGGCGCAGACCAGGUUUUACUCAGCAUGUGUGCUGCUGGGUUUAGAGUUCCUACAUCUGAAUAAAAUCAUCUAUCGAGAUCUGAAGCUGGACAACCUGCUGAUGGAUGCAGACGGGUUUGUGAAAAUCACAGACUUUGGACUUUGUAAAGAAGGGAUGGGUCAUGGCGAUCGGACCUCGACCUUCUGUGGGACUCCUGAGUUUCUGGCUCCUGAGGUCCUGACAGACGACAACUACACCCGGGCGGUGGACUGGUGGGGGAUGGGUGUCCUCAUCUUCGAGAUGCUCGUUGGGGAGUCUCCAUUCCCUGGUGAGGAUGAGGAGGAGGUAUUUGACAGCAUCGUCAAUGAUGAUGUGCAAUAUCCAGGGUGUCUUCCUCCUGAUGCUGUCUGCAUCAUCCAGAAGCUGCUGAAGAAGAAUCCUCUGAAAAGAAUCGGAGCCGGAGAGAGGGAUGCAAACGAGGUCAAAGGAGAGAAAUUCUUUGAGACCAUCGACUGGGAAGCCCUCCUAGCCAAGAAAGUAAAACCUCCAUUCCUGCCGUCAAUCAAAGAGUCGAUGGACGUCAGCAACUUUGACAGCGAGUUCACUCGACUUCAGCCAAUCCUGUCGCCUCCCUCCAAACCCUUCAUCCUCUCUGCCGAGCAGCAGGAAGCCUUCGCAGACUUCGACUUCUGCGCCUUGCACGGGUGAAAGACGAACUCAAAGGACCAGGGUGGGAAAAUGAUUCCAUUUAUUUUGUGGCUGGGAAGCUUGUCCACUUCAGUAGACUUACCAAACAUCAUUAUUUAUUUACAGUAUAACCAACCCCACUGUUGGGAAGUUAAAUUAUUCAAGUGAGUAGUGACUUUAUUUAUAUAUAUUUUUUGGAUUAAAAACAUUAAAGGUUUAGCUGUUUAGCAGCAGGACUCGCAAGAAAACAGACUUUUUAAAACUUUAAUCUCUAGUCUAGUGUUGUGUUAGAUUAUUAAUAAAUUGGUCAAUUGGCAUAAAAUGUAUCUGUUAAAUUAGUCUAACAAUUUUCAUUUAAGUCCUUUAUCAAUUACAAACACAAAACAAGAAGAUUACAACCAAAAAUGUGACAUAAGAACUUUUUAACCUCACUUAUAGACCAUGGUAACUUGCGAUGACCAUUGGUCGUCAUAUCUUUUGACAGUUUAUUGUAGAAAUGGUCUUAUUUAUUUAAAAUCAUACAGGUGGUAUCUGUACGGUCAAUAUGAAGCUAUGCUUAGCAAAUUGUUAGCUUAGCUUAGCGUAAUGGCUGGAAACAUGGGCAAACAGCUAGCCUGGCUCUGUCCAAAGAAAACAUAAAUCCACCUACCAGCCCCUCAGCCCCGUUAGCUGUUUUCCUGUGUUUCCAGGCUUUGAGCUAUAAGCUAAGCUAAUCGACUGCUGGCGUUAGCGUCAUAUGUACCGUACAGAUAUAGAACGUAUUGAUGUUUUCAUCUAAAAUGAGCAAAUAAGCAUAUUUCAGAAAGUUUCAAACUAUUUCAGUGAAAGGAAAAUAAAGUUAGUUGGAGUCCAUGUUUGUGUGAAAACAGACUGAAAAAUUAAAUAAUAGAAACACUUUUGGGAAAUAGUCUUGUUCGCUUUCUUGCCAAAAGGUAGAUGAGAAGAUUGAUGCCAGUAAAUAUGAGGCUACUGGUUAGCUUAGCUUAGCUUAGCUUAGCACAAAGACUGGGAACCAUGGAUGUAUUAGCAGAACUGGAUACAGCAUUGGCAGCGGGGCCCGUCCCUUUCUAUGAGAGUUGCUCAGUGGCACAUGAAGCCAAAAUGGUUCAUCUGUCGCAUUUGAAAUAACCCGACUGAUCUGGAGAUCUUCGGCAUUACUUCAGCACUGUGUGGCCCAUAGAGCAUGUACACUAGAGACACUACAGUGCAGCCAAACAACUCACUUCUGCCAGCUGAAUGGAUAGCUUCCAAUUUAGCACUCCGCUAAAUGGGGAUGGGGAUAAAAUAAUUUCAUCUUGUGGCUCUUCUAGACUUUCCAAAUAUUAUCAGACCAAAUGGAUCAAAUCCUCAUAGUGAAGCGAGUCAUUUUUGUGGGGGUUGUGGCACUCAAAAGAAUGUUUCCACUGAUUUACAGAUGUCUCUUUCCCAAUGUAAGUCAAUUGGAAAUAGUCUUUUUGAGCUGCAGGGCAUCAUGUGACGGACCCCAGAAAUUGUAGUACCACUGUUUGGCCACUAUGAAAAUUGGCGUCAAACCCUGGCGCACUUCUUGGGGGCCUGCUGGAAACAGGGGCAAACAGCUAGCCUGGCUCUGUUGAAAGGUAAGUCAGCCCUGCUAGUUUUUCCCCCGUUUCAAGUCUUUCUGCUAAGCUAAGCUAAGCUAAUUGACCGAAGACAGUAGCU
This is a messenger RNA of Epinephelus fuscoguttatus (brown-marbled grouper), 4511 nucleotides long. RefSeq names its product serine/threonine-protein kinase N2-like. The transcript is spliced from 20 exons. NCBI's taxonomy places the organism in Eukaryota, Metazoa, Chordata, Actinopteri, Perciformes, Serranidae. Bases 492 to 2852 code for a protein of 786 amino acids. The record is from RefSeq and is a predicted model, not a curated record. Gene Ontology annotation, molecular function: ATP binding; protein serine/threonine kinase activity. Gene Ontology annotation, biological process: signal transduction; protein phosphorylation.